Messenger RNA from Chrysoperla carnea, 1934 nucleotides. It is a transcript of the gene Zwilch, whose product is annotated as protein zwilch homolog. NCBI's taxonomy places the organism in Eukaryota, Metazoa, Arthropoda, Insecta, Neuroptera, Chrysopidae. The record is from RefSeq and is a predicted model, not a curated record. Gene Ontology annotation, biological process: protein localization to kinetochore; mitotic spindle assembly checkpoint signaling. Bases 42 to 1934 code for a protein of 630 amino acids. The transcript has 11 exons. Gene Ontology annotation, cellular component: RZZ complex.
GUUUAAUUAUCAAAUUCAGUAAUUUUAUUUAAAAAAGAAUAAUGGAUUCAGAUAUUUUAACGUAUUUUAGGAAUAAUAAUUCAUCUAAUUUUCAAUUCGAACUGUGUUCUGUGCCAACAUAUCUUUCAGAAAUCCUUUUUAUGAAAAAUGAUAUUCUGUUAGUUUAUAGAAAAAAUAUUGAUAAUUUAUCGUCAUGUCCAACUUCACCUGUUAGAAAUCAGCUUGACACUACAUCGGAAAAAGAUUUAACGGGAUCACCACUAAAAUUAGAAUCUGAUGUAUCAAUAGUGGAAGUUGUUUCCGAAAAUAAAUUGGAAAAAUUUUGGUUGGAUAUUGAAGAAUCACAUUUUCCAAUUCCAAUUGAGAGGGCACGAGAAUUUUUAAACACGUAUAAUUUAUUCUCUAAAACUUUAAAUGUUGAUGGAUUAUUUGUAAUUUGUGAUCGAAAUGAUCCAACUAAAGCCGCAUUUCUAGGCACAUCCUGCUAUGAAGGCUUCUUAGGUAGCCACAUCAUAACAUUUGAAGGGUACCAUCAACGAACAAAUAAAUGCGUGGCUAUUGCAACCCUUCUAGAGAAACAUGACAAACUGGCUGAAGAAAUCGAAGAAAAAAAAACUAAAAUAGAAACAAGUUGUCAAUUUGAAAUUUAUGGUCAUCGAAUAUUAGAAGAUCAAAUUGAAAGUUCACAAAUAAAUGGAUCAGUCAUGAUUGAAGUAAAUUGGAAUGAACCAAGCUACGUAGUACCUAGUAAUUCAAAAGCAGUUGGUGUGAUUCAAUGUAUCUUAGGGCAUAAUCAAAGUGAAGCUCUUCUCUUAUCAUCAUCCUUAGAUUUAUUACAAAAAUACAUAGAAAUUGCUGAAAACUAUGAAGGUGAAACAGAUGUUCAAAUUUUAAGAAAUAUUCAAUUUCAUUCAGAUGAUGAAAAUAUUGAUUUUGUUGAUUUGAUUAGUAACGUAUUUAUAAAGUGUGAUGAAAUGCAACAAUUACGUCAUUUGGCGCUAUUGGAAACUAAAGAAAAAAAUAAAUUACAAGAAGCUGUUGUUAAUCUGUUAUCGCAUCGAAGGAGUUUAGAUUUUACCGAUGAAUUAUGGAAUAUUUUGACAAAAUGUAGCUGCUAUACCGAUUUAUCGGACUGUUUUAAAUACAUAUAUAAAGAAAUAGUACAAAGUCAACUUUCGUUAUACGUAAAUGAAGAUAAUAAUACAAGGCUUGCAACAUUAAUACGUAAUAUUGGAAAAAGUACAACAAUUUUUCAAGAAUUAAGUGGAACUGAACCGAUUGAAAUGUUAAUUGAAAUUGGUGUAGAAAAAUUGCGAAAAGAUUAUUUACAUUUAUUUUUAACAUGUGACUUACCAAUUGAUGAUUACUUAAAACUGAAUAUUUUUAAGAUAGAAGAAACACGUAAUACAAAUACUAGGAAAUCUGUAGUGAAUCAAAAACGUACAUCCAUGUACUCAAAACGGUUAACGAUUUCAGCGAAUCAACAAAAUACGGUGAAUUUAAUUGUAUCCAAACAAAAAUUUACAAAAAUUGUUCAAAUUUAUGCAGUUAUUGAAAUAUUAUUGCUAACUGAAAAACAUCUAUGUACGCUGUCUAAAUCGACAUUCAAUAAUUUUGCAAAAGAAGCAUUAAAGUAUUUUGCUGGAGAAAAUUCACCAAUCAAAUCGUAUCCAGAAUUACAAAUUGAACCUUUACAAACAUUUCGAAUUGAUAUUCCAUUAAAGGAUAUUACGUUGGAUAACACGCAGGCAAUAUGGAAGAUGAUUUUGACAUCAGAAGGGGAAUAUAGUGGUUUAAAAACAACGUAUGUCCAGAGUAUAAGAAGUCUGUUCCCACCGUCAAUAUAUGAUAUAACAUUGAAAGAUAAUGCCACUCAAGAAUUAUUUAGAUAUCAUUGUAUUGAAUAUAACUAUUUCUGGAAUAAAUUUUUCUAA